CUGCUCCACUCUGACGGCGUGUGUUGGAGGGGAAGGGUGAAAUAGCGCAUCACCACAGUCUUAUUAAAGAACAAACGUCCUAAUCAACAGCGUUCUCAGACAUAGUAGAGAGCAUUCCCACGAAAAACACCCCGACAUAUGCAGGAGCCGUGAGUUCAAGUGCUAGAAGGUGUCGGUGACCGUUGAUUAGCGGCUGCGCUAGCUAUUGUGCUAACACCUCGUUUACAUCCACCGUCAUCAGACAGCAUCACUCCAGCUCCAGACUCGCCUCUUACGACACUCGUGCGAGCUUCCCUCGCACACUAGGCAGCCGUCAUUGAGUUACUAACGUGUCCCGCUGGAAAGGGUGUCGGAGCUGAACCCUUCCCCGUGGCUCCUGUGCUCCCCCCGUCACCUUUGCCCCCUCUCCCACCCGAAACACUGGACACACACAAGCGGCCGGAGAACGGCGAGAGGCCCGUGAAGCUGGGGGUGGUACCGGACUCGCACGCUCUCGUAGCGCCCAAAGAGAGGCACAGUCGUGGGGACACGCCGACGAACAUGGACGGGCUGGCGGUGGAGGUCCGCGGCUCAAACGGGGCCUUCUACAAGGGUUUCAUCAAGGAUGUACAUGAAGACUCCCUCACAAUAGUCUUUGAAAACAACUGGCAACCAGAGAGACAGCUGCCGUUCAGUGACGUGAGGUUGCCACCCCCAACCGAUUACCAAAAGGACAUUUGUGAGGGAGAUGAAGUGGAGGUUUACUCCAGAGCCAACGAUCAGGAGCCCUGCGGCUGGUGGAUGGCGAGGGUGAGGAUGAUGAAGGGAGAGUUCUAUGUGAUCGAAUACGCAGCCUGUGAUGCCACAUACAACGAAAUUGUCACAUCGGAACGAAUCCGGCCAGUCAAUCCCAACAUCCCCUCCUCUGAAAACACCUUUUACAAAGUCCCCAUCGCUGUACCCGAGGACCUCAGAGACAUCUGUUUGACUGAGAACAUCCACAAAGACUUCAGGAAAGCAAUCGGAGCCAACUGCAUCUUCUACAGUACCUUUACACACCAACUUAUAGUCCUGUCUACAAACGAGUGCACGGUGAAACGAGCAGCACUACUGAGUGACAUGCACUUCCGGAGUAUUCGCACCAAACUCAUGCUCAUGUCCCGUAACGAGGAGGCCACUAAACACUUAGAGACGAGUAAACAGCUGGCGUCUGCGUAUCAGGAAGAAGUGAAGGUUCGUGAGGAUCUAAUGGGUCUGGCCAUCGGUUCUCACGGUGCCAACAUCCAGCAGGCCCGCAAAGUACCCGGCAUCACUGCCAUUGAGCUGGAAGAAGAGAGCUGCACAUUUAGGAUCUACGGAGAGACCCCAGAGGCUGUGAAGCAGGCCAGGACCUAUCUGGAGUUUAAGGAGGAUUCCUUCCAGGUUCCAAGGAACCUUGUAGGCAAAGUCAUUGGCAAAAAUGGCAAAAUUAUCCAAGAAAUAGUAGACAAAUCGGGCGUGGUUCGAGUCAGGAUCGAAGGGGACAAUGAUAAAAAGCUGCCCAGGGAGGAGGUAGGCAGGCAGGGGGCUGGCAGAGACAACACUGUCAGCAGCCAAGAGGGAAUGGUUCCCUUUAUCUUUGUUGGUACCAAAGACAACAUCAGUAACGCCCAAGCCUUGCUCGAGUACCAUGUGGCCUACCUUCAGGAGGUGGAGCAGUUGCGUCUCGAGCGCUUACAGAUCGAUGAACAGCUCCGUCAGAUUGGGGUGGGAUAUCGUGCACCCCCGAGCCGCUCUGGUUCAGGGGUUGCCGGUGAGCGUGAACGGGGUUACCUCACGGACGAGAGCACCAACUCCCUGCAGACCUCACGCACCUAUGGAGGAAGAGGACGUGGACGCAAAACUAACAAUACAUACUCUGGCUAUGGGACAAACUCUGAAAUGUCAAAUGCAUCAGAGACAGAGGAGAUAGGAGAGCGGGAGUCCAGGCCAAAAGGUGUUGGAGGAGAUGACCGGGGUUCCAAGCGUGGAGGUCGUGGCCGUGGCUCCAGCACUGGUAGGGGCCGGGGAGGACCAGGGCCCCGAAACACUAACACUAUCAGCUCAGUUCUCCGAGAUCCAGACAGUAACCCGUACUCUCUGCUGGAGGGAGAAGGUGAAAUAGGUGGUGAUACAGAUGCCAGUGAGAGCAUGGGUGGCACUGACCGCAGGAGACGUUCACGUCGCCGUCGUAACGACCAGGAACCCAGCCUCAUGGAUGCAGCCGCUAAUGAAUCAGAUGGUCAGGCAGCCGCCAGUGAGAAUGGACUGGACGAGGAGGGCAGGCCCCAGCGCCGCAAUAGAAGCCGCCGCCGUCGAAACCGUGGCAAUCGUCCUGAGGGAGGCUCCACCAGCCGUGACAGACAGCCAAUUACUGUUGCUGACUUCAUCUCUCGUGCCGAUUCCCAGAGCAGACAGAAUCUCCCGGGGAAGGAGGAGGUGACACAGCACACGUCCCACCCCAAGGAAAAUGGGACUAGUGUGAGUAAGGAAGAGCGCACUCCUUCCAAGCGCUCCCCUAGCAAUGGCGUGGCAUCGCCCAGGGAGGCUCUAGCCAUGGUGAAUGGCGUCUCCUAAAAAGUCAUCUCGCCCCCUCAAGACCCACGUCUAAAGCAAGACACCAUGGCGAAAUCUGUCCCUGCUUGCAUUCACGUAAACCUUUAAACUGACGAAUGAAAUCGACUAAAAUCCUUGAAUUCAUACAAGUCUAUGAGAAGAAAAUGAUACAAAAAAAAAAUGACGAACGCAUCUACUUUAAACCACACGUAACGGUGUAUGUUUAUCCUAUCUAUCAGUACUUAGUGCUUAUGUAAGACAAGCUUGCCAGAAAUGAGCUGAUGGAUAUGACUCAAAUUUCUGACGUAACACAGAAAACAGGACGUGACUUUUUG
Carassius carassius (crucian carp) is the source of this 2888-nucleotide messenger RNA. It is a transcript of the gene fxr2, whose product is annotated as FMR1 autosomal homolog 2. The record is from RefSeq and is a predicted model, not a curated record. Lineage: Eukaryota; Metazoa; Chordata; Actinopteri; Cypriniformes; Cyprinidae. The coding region runs from base 541 to 2574 and encodes 677 amino acids. Gene Ontology annotation, cellular component: dendritic spine neck; neuronal cell body; growth cone. Gene Ontology annotation, molecular function: protein homodimerization activity; translation regulator activity; mRNA 3'-UTR binding. The transcript has 17 exons. Gene Ontology annotation, biological process: regulation of modification of synaptic structure; regulation of alternative mRNA splicing, via spliceosome; negative regulation of translation.